This is a messenger RNA of Parus major (Great Tit), 2249 nucleotides long. RefSeq names its product C-type natriuretic peptide 2-like. NCBI's taxonomy places the organism in Eukaryota, Metazoa, Chordata, Aves, Passeriformes, Paridae. The transcript is spliced from 2 exons. The record is from RefSeq and is a predicted model, not a curated record. Bases 1396 to 1767 code for a protein of 123 amino acids. Gene Ontology annotation, cellular component: extracellular region. Gene Ontology annotation, molecular function: hormone receptor binding; hormone activity.
GCUGUGCAAAGCACUGCUUCCGGCAUCAGCACUCCAGACUGAAGGCCCAUACUUGCUUCUUGUGGACUGGAUGCAAAAGGUUUGUAAAAAUUUCUGUCUCCUUGGGCAGAGAAGAAAUGGACCCACAAACCUGCAUCUGCAAGUGCAAUGUCUGGAAGGAAGAAAGGGAGGGAGGGAAGGAGGGAGAGACAGAGCAAAUAUCUGAACUGUGACUUUUGUUCUCUCUGGAGAAGAGUUUUUUCUAAUUUUCUUCUUUCUUUGAAAAAAAUAAACAAAAGCAGGCAGCAGAACAUGUUCUGUCAAGUUCUGACCCAACUGUUUUGUGCAACAGUACUGAACAAAGGGAAGUUUGGGGUGCUGUUAAACUUUCCCAGCACACCCACUGCUAAUCCUGUACUGGGGUACAGUCCUCCCUUUCCUCUCCCCUGACAAACUUUGCUGAUUAGUUUCUGUCUUCACACCCAGGCUGACUUCUGCACCCUGAUCUCCAAACAGUGACCUCAUUGCCUUGUUCAGCUGGUGAGAAACUACAGUAAAAUGGAAGAGGUAAACAAAGUGGGGGGAACUAAUGGCCGGAAGAUUUAGGAGGUAGGAAUCUGCUCCUUGCUAUCCUGCUCCCAUUGUGUGCCUGAGCUUGAGAAAGUGCAAGCUGAGUCUUGACAAGCUCUUUUCUGUAACGGUUCCUCUGGAAACUCAGCUCAGUCCUCCAGAUGGUGACUUGGGACAGACAGACCGCAAAUUAUACGCCAAAUAGUACUAGACCCACGCUCCUGUCACUGCUACAAAUUCUGUACAGUACUGGAAUUCACCCACCUUCUGCAGCAGGAGCUCUUCAUUCCCAGCCCAACUGUCUCACCAAGAUCUAAAUAUUAAAAACAAAAGCCUGUGUUUUCAGUCAAGCUGAAUUUGUGUCCGUUUGGUGCAGCCAGCAGUGUGCCUACCUCUAGCUGAGCUGCAGUUCAUGCUCACACCGAUUAGAGAAAUAGCAUUAACAGCACUCUGCCUAUGAGGAGUAUGUUCAAUACUCCUACACAAUGCAGCCUUCAAUAUCCUCCUUUUGGGAAAUGUUUCAAAGUGUCACCCCAUCCCUGACCCUGACAGACACCUCCAGGUUCUGGCCAGCAGCAGCUCAACUCACAUUUGUCUUCCCCGACACUCAGUAAACACCUUUGUGUCCCUUUUCUUUAGAGGAAGGGGUCUUGCUGAGCUCACCCUGAAAUAUAUCUCCCUGGACAAAAGGGCUGAAAGGUUAAGGAGCUCCAGGGGGUGGUUCAGCAGGGAGUUGGGGCAGUUGCCUGCCAGAACCAAAGCUAUAAAGGCAGAGAGGGGCUAGGGACCACAUCCAACACGGAUGCUGAGAGUCCUGUCUUGCCGCCCACCAGCCCUGGGCUAAAGAUGCUGGGGCUUCGGUCGUGGCCUUGCUCAUUUUUCCUCUUCUUGGUUCUGCUCUCUGCCAGCGUUCAGACUGUGUCCUUACCAGGACAGAGGCUACAGAUGCUCCUUUCACGACUGCUGCCCCUGGAGUCCGAGUCCACACUGACAGAAGAGGACACGAAGGAGGGAUCCAGCUUUGGUCCUCAGCUGCUCUCCUCCACUCUCCCCUUCCUCCCAUCUGGGGCUAGAGCUGCCCGUCCAUCCCUCUGGCGCAAGAACCUCGCCAGUCGCAAGUGGGCACUGCCUGGAGAUUGGGCCUGGAAGGCCAUGCCCAGGGGUUGCUUCGGGCUGAAACUGGACCGAAUCGGGACCUUCAGUGGUUUGGGGUGUUAGCUUCGGAGGGCCUCCGAGGUGAGGGAGCCAAGCGUGUGGGCUCGAGCAAGCGGGCAGGGAAUAAGUUCAGGGCAGAGUUGAGCGCACAGACAGCGAAGGGAUGGGGCAGCGGGGCAGGCUGUGGGGCCACCACCUGCCAGCCGCCGGGGAAAAAGGCCGGGACCGGGGCCGCCCCGUGCUGCCGGCGCGGCGCUGGGGCCGGCCGGGGCGAGAGCAGGCGGGCGGGACACCGCUGGGCGGCUCACCAGGCCCGCUUCUCCGCAGCCGGAGGGCAGCCAGCCUCGGGAACCAGCACCGGCUCGGGAACCAGCACGACGCACCGCUGCGCGAAGCCCAGAAGCUCCCGGCCCGGAAAAGGGAGGCUGCGGCAGCGAGGAAGCGGCGCGGCAGUACGAGCAGGAGCUGCCCGGCUCCGCAGCUGCCCGCCGCGGCCGCCGAACCCCCGCUCCCCGUGCCUGAGGACUCGCUCAUUAAAAAAGCUG